This is a messenger RNA of Notolabrus celidotus (New Zealand spotty), 4156 nucleotides long. It is a transcript of the gene ric3b, whose product is annotated as RIC3 acetylcholine receptor chaperone b. Gene Ontology annotation, cellular component: intracellular membrane-bounded organelle; neuron projection; neuronal cell body. Lineage: Eukaryota; Metazoa; Chordata; Actinopteri; Labriformes; Labridae. The record is from RefSeq and is a predicted model, not a curated record. Gene Ontology annotation, biological process: synaptic transmission, cholinergic; protein localization to cell surface. Bases 159 to 1286 code for a protein of 375 amino acids. The transcript has 6 exons.
AACUGCAGCUCGAGCCCAUUUCCGGUCCUCCAGUCAACAAGGAAGUGAACCGAUGGAUGAGUAUCAUCGACAGCAGCCUGCUCCUCUGUCUCCUCACCGUGGAUCCUCCAUAUAAGCUCUUCUCUCUACAGUAAGCAGGUGAACCCUCUUCAGUCGACAUGGCGAUGUCCACUUUCCAGAAGGUGACCCUGUCCACGUGCCUCCUGCUGUGCGUGGCUCUGCUGCUCCCUAAGAUGCUGUUAUCCCGGGGGAGGAAGGAUGCUGCUGACCGGCCGGAGGGUCACCUCCCUCCCACGAUGCACCGUCAGCUGGCUCCUGAGGCCCGAGCCCAGAGGCCUGCGAGCUCCAGUUACUCCAGACCGCACAACUCCGAGGCCGUCGCCAGAACAAAGGGAGCAGGAACAGGAGCGGGGACCGGGGGGAAGUCCAACCUGGCGGGACAGAUCAUCCCUGUGUACGGCUUCGGGAUCUUACUGUACAUCCUCUACAUCCUGUUCAAGAUCACGUCUAAGGGGAGCAGCAAACCGGCAGAGAGCAGGUUUCCUUCAGUUCGCUCAGAAAACAAGAAGAGAAAGAUCACCGACUUCGAGCUCGCUCAGCUGCAGGACAAACUUCAGGAGACCGAGCUGAUGAUGGAGAACAUCGUCUCCAACGUCCACCACAGUCCUGACAGGGUGAAGGGUGUGAUAGCGGAUCAGGAGGAGAGUCUCCUGCAGCAGCUGACGGAGAUCACUCGAGUGAUGCAGGAGGGAAAGAUGGUGGAUGACGUGGCACCACCGAAGAAGAACCAGGAGGACUGGGAAGGGUCUGCAGAUUAUCGUGACGAGCCUCAGCAGUUCUGGGAUCAGUCCCACUGCUGCUGUCAACACGAUGAGCCGCACCACAGUCCACACACGGAGACGGACGCUGAGAGGACACAAGCAGACGGCGCUGACCUGGAAAACAUGACUGAGGACUCUGCAGGAGGAGGAGAGGUGGAGGAAGACGCUGUGAGAGAAUCAGACCUUAAACUAGUGUUAGAGGUCGUGGAGCCAGAGAGUGAUUUAAUCGUGAAUGACGGUGAAGACGUGCACGAACACAAAGAGGAAGGGGGUCACAUCGAUCUGGGCGUUGCAGAGGAGGACCUGCCCGGAGUCCUGCAGGAGCUGGAGAUCUCCCUGAAGAUGACGUCUGCGAUGGAGCAGGAGAAGAUGGAAGACCUGAGCAAGUCGACGGAGGCGGACACGUCCUGCAGCUCGGUCAGACGGAGGAACAGGAGGAGGAGGGCCAAGAAGGCCUCACACUGACACAAACCAGGGCUGCUUAGAAACUCUGGGGCCUGGUGUUUGAGAGGACAGCUUCCUUUGUUUUUUAAACCGCUAACUUUUGGAGUUCUUUAGGGGUAAAUAAGAGGAGACAUAAAUGCACAUGGGAACGUUGUAAAGUGCUCACAUCAGUUUUAAUUUCUGUUCACAGAUUCUACAUGACAAAGAGGACUCUGUACUGAAGGGUCUAGAUUUUAGUGUGAGAAGUGUUCUGGUUUCUGUUUGUAGUCCCUUGUCACACAUCAGCAUGGUGUGGCGUAUGCAGGGAAAACAGUCUGUACGAAGAGCAAAAGCAGGCAGACUAGAGUUUGUGGCAGUAAUUUGAUGAUGCUUCAUUGAUUUAUCUCUAUAAACAUAUAUCUGCAUGCAAGUGCAGCUAACAAUCUGUUAGAUUCUAAAUUACAACUUUCCAAAAGUCAGUCAGCUUUUGUAUUUCCUGGCUUCAUUGAAUGCAUCAGAAAUGAGCUUGAAUCUACUCUUGAGGACGGAUGUGACGGAGUUUGUAAUUUCACUUUUUACAAAUCUGCAUUAUGAUGUUUGAAAACUGAAGAUCUGUUAAGCGCAAGAGAUUCACUUUCUUUUGGGGUCCAUACCGCCCUUGAAUGAAGCCUCUGUAUAAUCAUCUAUUUACAGUGAAACUGAGACUCGCCAGAAGCAGAUGAACACUCUUCUCUAAAGGAUGCUGUGAACCAAGAAAUAAUGGCAUUGACUUCUCUUGAUGUAUUUAUAGGGACGGAUUUGAUCAAUUCCACAUUUGAUCUGAACACACCGUCACUUCUACGGUUGCUAACUGGACUGUAAACAAAGCAGCGCACAGAUGAGGAAGUCAUGCCUGGAGGUCAUUUAUUGCUUAACGCUUGCUACAUCAGACCAAUUAAUAAGGCCCAUUAAAUGCAGGCGAAUCAGAAGAAAUGUAGUCUAUUGUACGUGUUUACACCACUGAAGUAAUCCAGAGUGAUGUCCCUGUGUAACUUACUUACAGUGAAACUGAGACUCACCAGGAACAGAUGAACAGGCGCUUGUCAAAUGAAUGCUAUGACCCAAGAAAUUGUGGCAUUGUCACUUGCUACUACGGUUGCUAACUGGACUCUAAACAAAGCAGCCUACAGAUCAUUUGGAGGUCAUUUUUUGCUCAUCCAUUGCUACAUCAGACCCAUUAAUUGCAGGUGAAUCAGAAGAAAUGUAGUUUAUUAUUAUACACCUUUACACCUCUGAAGUUAGCCAGUGAUGUCUCUGUGUAACUUAAACCUGUUUUAACUUUAUCUGAUUAUGGGGAGUCUCAGUUUCACUGGAUGUAGUGUUUUUAAUGCUAAAAGGACUGUGGAUUAUAUAGUGCUUUCUUUUGUCUUCCAUCCACUCAAAGUGCUUCUACAUUGCAUGUCACAUUCCCCCCACACUCCUACACUGAUGGUGGAGGCUGCUAUUUAAAGCUCCCAUCAGUUUUAACUAAUCCCAUUCACACACCAGGGGCAGGUUUUGGGGUUAAACGCCUUGCCCAAUGACACAGGACCUAGGAUCUGACCCCUAGUCUUCCAGUUUAAAGGUGACAUAUCACGCUUUUUUCAUCAAUAUAUAUUGGUCUAAGAGGUCCCCAAAACAUGUCUUUAAAGUUUAUGCUCAAAAAAACACUUUGAAAUCAGAUUUUGGUCUGCCUGAAAAGCCCUCUUCUUCAUUCCUCCUCAGAACAGUCUGUUUUCCCUCUGACCACGCCCCCUCAGGAAGUGGAUGUGCAUCGGCUCUCCAGCACGUUGAUCUAAUGUUUACAUGUUGGCUGAAUAUACACGGCUGCUCACAGACCCGCGUUACUUCAAACCUCUGAAUCUGAUCCAGAAUCUGAUCCUGACGCAGAGGCGCCUGUAGCAGGACCUUUCUGAAGGAUUGGUCACAGAUUUAGAGUUUCUUGUUGUUUUAUUUAUCAGUAUGUCGACGUGUGUCUUGGUACACAGCUACAGCUACAGCUAUGAACAUGUAGCUAUGUGGCUAUGCUAACUAGCGCUAGCACUUAUCCAUGACAAAUAAAAAUCAUCCACUAGAUCUUCAAAUCUGCAGACGUGGGGAGUCAAACCGACCUUUGUGUCUAUUAAGACAGCCUACAACUAGCAUGCCUCCCUCCUAAGCUCCUUGUUAGCACACAUUUGUGCAGGUAAUGAAAAACGGAGGAGGGAUUCAGUAUUAUUUUAUACAGUCUAUGGGCUGAACAAGCUCUGAGCUCUGAUUCCGUGACAGACCGGAUAUUGUUGUUACGUAACAAACACACUGAAGUCUGAAACGGCUCGUUUCACACACAUUUACAGAAAGGUGUAGAAAUCAGAACAGGGGCAGAAUGGAUUUUUUUCAUUCUCGGGGGGUUUGUAGACAUGCCAGGGAAACAUAUUUCAGGUAGAGAACCAUUAAAAAGUCCAUUUUGCAUGAUAUGUCACCUUUAAGAGACGACUAUCACUUAGCCACAGUCGCCCUCUAUGUUAGAAAAGACACAUUAAAGACAUUAUGUCAUCAGUGUAUAGUACUGGGAUGCCUUUUCUUUCUUUUGUCAGAUGAGUUUUGAACUCACAAAAAACCCUCAAAUUGUAAACCGUCUGCUGUUGAAGUUUUGUAGAUGAAAAUGUUUAAAACCAGGGACAAGUGAAAAAAGACGACCAUCUUUUAAUCUGUGUUGGGGUUGAAAUCAGUUUUUCUGUACUGCUUAUAUAUGAAGCUUUCACAUACCUGUCGUCUUGUGCUCUAAAUUAUUUCAGAUUUAUACUUUUUUAAACUGAAUCAGUGUAUUUAUUGUUGAUGGGAACAUUUAGGGUUUGCAUAUCUGAGAUUUGAUGCUGUGAACGAUGAAUAAAAAGAUCUUGGUUCUCAACUCA